AUGAAGGUCGCCUCCUUAGCCCUCGUAACAUUGCUCCUGUUGGCUCUCUGGAUGGAAGCCCACUCAUUCAGCUUUGAUAGGAAACACAACACAUGCUGUUAUGCAAACAAUUUUGUCAGAAAACCGAUCUCCCCGCAACUGAUCCGGAGCGACAGACCCACAGAUCAUAGAUGCUCCCGCCAGGCCGUGAUUGUGGUGCUGCGGAGGGGGAAGGAAGUCUGUGUCGAUCCCAGUGAGGAAUGGUUCAAGACGUACAAAGAAAACCAGAAAAACUUCUUAAAGAAACUUGGCCUGUCGGUCUGA
Trachemys scripta elegans is the source of this 303-nucleotide messenger RNA. RefSeq names its product C-C motif chemokine 3-like. Lineage: Eukaryota; Metazoa; Chordata; Testudines; Emydidae. Gene Ontology annotation, biological process: G protein-coupled receptor signaling pathway; positive regulation of GTPase activity; cellular response to type II interferon. Bases 1 to 303 code for a protein of 100 amino acids. Gene Ontology annotation, molecular function: chemokine activity; CCR chemokine receptor binding. The record is from RefSeq and is a predicted model, not a curated record. Gene Ontology annotation, cellular component: extracellular region. The transcript has 3 exons.